This is a messenger RNA of Pelodiscus sinensis (Chinese soft-shelled turtle), 2241 nucleotides long. NCBI's taxonomy places the organism in Eukaryota, Metazoa, Chordata, Testudines, Trionychidae. The record is from RefSeq and is a predicted model, not a curated record.
UAUUCCGACUCGUGCAGUUGUCUGAGCGUCCCAGCCCGCGCGCCCCCAUGUCGUACCCGCACCCGCCCAGGCGCACGGGGCUGCCUCGCGCCGUGCUCAGGUGGCUGCAAAGCCUGGACCUGAGCUUCUUCCCUAGGAACUUCCGACGGGACUUCUCCAACGGCUACCUCAUCGCCGAGAUCUUCUCGUGGUACUACCCCGCCGACAUCCACAGCCACAGCUACGAGAACGGCGCCUCGCUGGCCACCAAGCUCAGCAACUGGUCCCAGCUCGCCCAGUUUUUUUCCAAACAAAAAUUGAAGCCUGUCCAAGAACUAAUAGAUGGGACCAUUCACUGUAAACCAGGAGCAGCAGAAAUUUUGGUACAAGACAUCUACUCAAUGCUGACAAAUAGACAAAUUAAAAAUAUACAGGAUGAGGUUGACUUUACAGACUACUAUUAUCAAGAGCAGUUACCAAUGGUUGCCAGGUCAACAGCUUCAAAAGCUAUCAAGAAUAACAUUAAACUAACAGAAAUAAUGAUAGAACCCAACAUCAACAAAAAUAGACAAAAAGUUAAUGCCAUCAUCAAAAUGCAUACACGACAGAGACUGGUAGAGAGGGAAGAAAAUCCAAGUGAGUAUUUUUUUCAGUGUAAAGAACUGGUGUACAUUGAGCAAGUGAUUGUUUCCCAUGUGUGCUGUCCUAGUUUGUUAGUCUGAUGAUUGAAAAUGGAAAAUAGUUCAAGUAUUUGCCUAUCUUUGGGGCAAGUCAGGUUUUCUUUAACUAUGACUUGUUACCCCACUGAAGUUAGUGGAAUUAUUGGCAUGAAUAACAUGAAGCCCCACACUCCCCACCAUCAGUGUAGCCCCGAACCUGGUCAGCUGGAGCUCUUUGAUCCUAGAAUCCCAGAUUUUAGAGGUUCAACCUGUAUUACAAUAAUGAAAUAUAAUUUAAAUAACCGAUACAAUUUCCAUCAGUGCCAUAUUACUUACAAGUGAUUCAUCCCCAUUUUGCCAUUCCUUGGCAUUAAACACUAUUGCCAUCGGUUCUUUAGGUGGCUUAACUCCUAGUUGAAGUGAUGUUUCUGCAGCAGAGAGAUCUUCCUUGGUUCUCCAAUGAUUUCCUGCUAGUAAAAACACACAAGUAGGACAGUACUGGACCUAGCUGUCCACUUAUUAGGUCAAUUUAAUUUAACUGGACGGUAGGCUUGGGCUGGAGCUUGCUCAAUUAUUCUUAUCUUUCACUUUUUCUUAUCUUGGGUGAUUUUGCUAAAAGCAACUAGUCUUUUUAAAAAUUAUUCUCUUGGGGUCCUGAUCCUGCAAAUACUAAUGUAUGUAUUGACAGAAUUUUAAAGUCAAAAGAGCCCAUAAGACAUCUAGUUUGACCUCCUGUGUGGCAGGGGCCAUUUAUAUUUUGCCCAGUUAUCUGUUUGAAAUUCCAUAACUUGUUUGACUAAAGCAGUGUUUCUUUAGGAAAGCCUCUAGUGCAGUGGUCCCCAAUGUGGUGCCCGUGGACGCCAUGGCGCCCGCCAAAACAUCUGGGCUGGCCCCACCCCCAACGCGCGGCACAUGUGUGGUGUCGGCCUUGGGCUCAGGGCACGUGGGUGGCUCCUGCCCUAGGCGUGUGGCACAUGUGUGGCCCCACCCCCGGAAGCGCGGCACAUGAGUGGCCCCGUCCCUGGAAGCCCGGCAGCCACGAAAGAUUGGGGUCCACUGCUCUAGUGGGACUGCAUCACUUUGUUUACCUAAAGCAGGGAUGAGGAACUUUUUUUGGGUUGGGGGGCCACCUACCCACAGAAAAAUCAGCCACACACAAGUGAUAAGUUAAAAAUAAAAACAACAAAAAAACCCUCACUGAUGUGGCCCCUGACCAAGAAGGAGAAAGUGAAGAGUGUCUAUCUCCUCACACACCAGAUCCUAAGGGGGGCAGGAGCAGGCUAUUAGAUUUUAUGGCAUCCAGUCACACGGUGGGGUGGCAGUGGAGCUUAAGUGCCAGCGCUAGCUCCCCAGUGCUGGAGGGGAGCCCUGAGCCUCAGGGGCCAGAUCCAGGGGCAAGCUGGAUUUUGUGUCCCCCCCUUGCAUGUAGCUUUUGGAGAAUAAAAUUACACUAUUUUUUGGCUGGAGCACUUUUUUCUUUUGCUGAAGUUUGUGAUUAAAAACUAAUUAAAGAAACCAAGAUAAAGGUGGAAAUAUUCUUCAAAUAAGGAAAAAAAAUGACUUUGAAUAAGUGGCCAGUUGUAUGGAGGCUAUGACUUUAUGG